GUGUUGCUGCUUUGGAUUCCAGCGUUUCUGGGAAGAUUGGUUUGCGAGCAGUCAUAUAUUAUUUCUGCACUACAGUAAUUGCUGUAAUACUAGGGAUUGUCUUAGUUGUGACUAUUAAACCUGGAGUGCCUCAAACAGCAAAUGAGAUCGACAGAGUGGGCAGUACCCCAGAAGUCAGCACUGUUGAUGCCAUGCUGGAUCUGAUCAGGAAUAUGUUCCCAGAAAACCUUGUGCAGGCCUGUUUUCAACAGUAUAAAACCAAGCGUGAAAAGGUUGAAGCUACAACUGGCAUGGAUAAAAAUAGCUCCACAUUUACAGAAGAACCAGUUACAACUGCUGCAACAGCGGAGGCAUCAGAGAACAAAACCCAAGAAUACAAACUUGUGGGCGUGUAUUCCGAUGGCAUCAAUGUGCUGGGGUUGAUCGUCUUUUGUCUUGUUUUUGGAAUGGUUAUUGGGAAAAUGGGAGAGAAAGGACAAGUACUGGUGGAUUUUUUCAAUGCACUGAAUGAAGCUACAAUGAGAAUAGUUCAGAUAAUUAUGUGGUAUAUGCCAAUUGGUAUUGUGUUUUUAAUUGCUGGGAAGAUAAUAGAAGUUGAGGACUGGGAAAUCUUUCGUAAACUGGGUCUUUAUAUGGCUACAGUACUAAGUGG
This is a messenger RNA of Antrostomus carolinensis (chuck-will's-widow), 652 nucleotides long. RefSeq names its product excitatory amino acid transporter 3-like. The record is from RefSeq and is a predicted model, not a curated record. The transcript is spliced from 6 exons. NCBI's taxonomy places the organism in Eukaryota, Metazoa, Chordata, Aves, Caprimulgiformes, Caprimulgidae. Gene Ontology annotation, biological process: L-glutamate transmembrane transport. Gene Ontology annotation, cellular component: plasma membrane. Gene Ontology annotation, molecular function: glutamate:sodium symporter activity; L-cysteine transmembrane transporter activity; L-glutamate transmembrane transporter activity. The annotation marks the transcript as partial.